Molecule: messenger RNA, 1093 nt
Organism: Dromaius novaehollandiae (emu)
Lineage: Eukaryota; Metazoa; Chordata; Aves; Casuariiformes; Dromaiidae
Product: testis-expressed protein 47-like
Exons: 7
Coding region: 1-801 (266 amino acids)
Molecular function (GO): FAD binding; blue light photoreceptor activity
Source: RefSeq, a predicted model, not a curated record
AUGGAGGUGGAGCUGGAAGGGAUGGAUAUGGAGGUGGGGGUGGAGGAGAUGGAGGCAUCGCAGUGGGGCUGGACAGGCACUCGCGUGCGCCCUGCCCCAGUCUCCCCCUUCUCUCCCGGCCAGAAAUCCCUUCUGCACAGGUUGGUCUUGGUGGCGAGGAGCUGCCCGGAGCUUGCAGACAAGCGGGAGCUGGCAGGGCACUGGGAGCGGCUUUUCCAGAGCUUGCAGCGCUACUACCAUGGCGAGGCUGUCACGGGGCUGCUGCUGCUGUACCCCUCCUGCGUGGCCCACGUGCUCGAGGCCUCCAGCGACAUGCUGUUUGCUGUGCUGCGGGACCUGCGGGACAUGAGGCAGCCGGGAUGCAGGUCCCCCAUUCUGGAGGCCAAGAUCCUGGUGCUGUCGCACGACAUCCCCACGCGGCUCUUUCAGCAGUGGAGCUAUGAGGUGCUGAGCGUGUCUGCGGGGCCCGCGGAUGCCAGCACCGAGCCCCUCGAGGGCCUGGCGAGCAGGUGCCUGGGGGCACUGCUGCGGCUGGGCGCACUGCUGUCGCAGCCCCCCGAGAGCUGCCCGCACCUCCCUGGCGGCCUGGUGGAGCGGGUCCCCGAGCUGCUGGGUUUGGAGGCCACCCUUGGCUGCCUCGUGGCACGUGACGAGCUGCAGAGCCCUGAGCAGUUCCUGCAGGCCUACGCCAGCCCCCUGCACCCCGGCCUUGACGCGGCCGGCACGUGGCCGGUCCCCGAGCACCUGGCGCUCCCCGCCGCGGCCUGGGAGCAGACGUGGCCGGUGGGCACGGCCCCCUGAGCACGCCGCGGGGCCCCCGCAGCCGCCAGGACACUGGAGCAGCACCAAGGCUUCCCUGCGGCUCCUGGGAUUGCAAGUUGAUGGCGACAAGGAGAGGGUGCUGUGCCGGUCCAGGACCCUCAGCCCCCCCCCAUCCCGCAGGAAAGGUCAGGAGCUAGUCAAUGGGGCUGCUCCGACCCCUGGGGGACGGGGGCACGGGGCUGUGUGCCUGCGGGAGGGACGGGGUGGCAUUGCCUCAUCCCUGUCCCCAGCAAAAUAAUAAAUCCGCACUUCUGUGGGCAGAUGUCUUCCA